Messenger RNA from Adineta steineri, 4704 nucleotides. NCBI's taxonomy places the organism in Eukaryota, Metazoa, Rotifera, Eurotatoria, Adinetida, Adinetidae. The record is from the annotation of a GenBank genome assembly.
AUGACUUAUCUAUUGUUGUAUUUCAUUUUCUUACAUUUAAUUCUUGCUGCACCUCAAAUCAAUCUUUAUUAUACAGAUUCCAUCAAUCUGCAUGAUGAUGAUAAUGGAUUGCAACACAAUUGUUUACAUACGAUUACUUUGCUUGAACAAUCAGAUACGAAUCAUCAUAUCGUUUCUUAUUGUAUGAGUGAAUCAUCAUCCAAAUUUAAUAUUGAAUUAAAUCAUUUCUCAUCAAAAUAUACUUUUGAUCAACUUGCCAAACAAAAUAUAACUAGUCAACAAUUAUAUAUUUGGUCAGCACCCAUAGAUAUUAUUGAACAUUAUCAAUUCUAUCUCGAUCAAUUAUUAAUAUCAAAUGAUCAAUCAAUGGAGAGAGAGAUGUUCUAUAAUUGUACAAUACCAAGAUUCGGUCCAGUGUGUCAAUAUGAAUAUCCUUAUUAUCAUCAGAAUACUUCAUCUUUAUAUGAAAUCAUCAAUCAUUUCUAUACUAAUUAUGAAUAUAUACCAACUACUCUAACAUGUUACACUCAUCUAAAAUGUGAUCGUGGUCCUCAUCCAGCAUGUUUAGAUUGGACUGACAUUUGUAAUGGGCAUAUUGAUUGUCUUGAUGGUGAUUUUGAUGAACAACAUUGUUGGCAAUUGGAAAUUAAUCAAUGUCAAGAUAAUGAAUAUCGAUGUAGUAAUGGAGAAUGUAUACCACAAUCAUUUUAUAAAGAUAGUGGAAGUAGUUGGGAUUGUACUGAUAUGUCCGAUGAAUUACCAAUAUUUUUAUUACCAUAUCAUCAUUGUAAUACAAAUGAUAUGUCAUUUAAAUGUGAAGAUUUCAUGUGUGUACUUAAUCCUUUGACAAGUUCCUGUAUAGAACAACGCCAUGAAUUAUUAUUACACGGUAUGUUCUCCACAAAACAAAAUACUAUAUCAGAUGAAUGUUGGUUAGCAUUUAAAUGUAUUAUUCCUAUGCCAUUUCAAACAGAUGUAAUAUGUAAUGACUUUUGUCGAAAUGAUAAGUGUAUUGAAAUCAUUCAACGUACAUGUCCUCAUAUGAUAUAUAUUCCAGCUACUCCAGUUUUCCACGAUAUCUAUUUUGUUUAUGAAAAGAAUGAUUCAAUAGCUCUCAAUAAUGGUAUUUAUCGUCAUCCUUAUAUAUGUUAUAAUAAUCAUUCUCAUUACAAUAAUUAUUUUAUUAAUGGUUCUAAAGUUUUGUUUAAUAAUCAAAUAUGUUAUCGUAAUAAUGAUCAACCACUUUCAUCUCAAGAAACAUAUUCAGUAGAUAGAGAUUAUCUUAUAAAAUUACAUAGAUUAAUUUGGUCAUAUGAUCUCAUCUAUAAUUAUACUUCAACAAUUUGUAAUCGAAUAAAUAUGUAUCAAUGUUUGAAUUCAUUAAAAUGUAUUUCUAUUCAUCGUCUCAACAACACUAUCAAUGAUUGUCCUGAGGGUGAUGAUGAACAACUAGUUGGUACCACUAAUAUUAAUACACUUGAAGCACUUAUGGAGAUUGACAAUUGGGUAAAUGAUGCAGAUGAAAUAAAACUUCGAUAUGCAAGAAAUACCAUUUCAUUUCAAACGAUAUGUGAUGGAUUUACAGAAUUAUUUUCAAUCAUCAUCAAUGGACAAAAUGAAACAGAUGAAACUCAAUGUCAACAAUGGCAAUGUGAUAAUAUUUAUACUCGAUGUAAUUAUUUAUGGAAUUGUUUUGAUGGUGCAGAUGAAAUCAAUUGUGAUAGUUCAUCAUCACUAUUACAAUGUUCUUCAAAUCAACACCAAUGUGUUUCACCUCAUACCAAUCAAUUGAUUUGUUUACCUAUUACAAAAGCCAAUGAUGGAUUUAUUGAUUGUCUUGGUGCUACUGAUGAACCAACAUUAUGUCGAACUGAAUAUACCACAAUAGAAGAACAUAGAAAUACAUUUCAUUGUCUGAAUCAAAAUAAUAUGUCGAUAUGUAUUUCUCCACACACAUUAUGUAAUAACGAACAAAAUUGUUAUUAUGGAGAUGAUGAACAGUUUUGUCAAAAGAAUGGAACAUUUAUCACACAUCCUCAUAUUUGUUCGUCAUCUGAUUUAUCAAAAAGUUCUCCUAUUGAACAAUUUCUAUGCAAAACAAUGAAAAUACAACAAAAAGAACUGAUUGUGUACUUUUCAUUGAAUAGAUCAAAUCAGAAUUUAAUCGAAGAUACACCAACAAGUUCAUCUGUCAUUGCAGAAUCUCAUCCAUAUCAAUCUCAUUGUCAUCAUGGUUUUGAUUUAUUUGUUUGGACAAACAAUAAAACAAAACAAACAAUAUGUCUUUGUCCACCUACAUUCUACGGUAACACAUGUCAAUAUCAAAAUCAACGAGUUAAUUUAGUUAUUAAAUUUCAAGCAUUAUCAGACUCUUGGCAAACACCUUUCAUAAUUAUUAUUUCACUUAUUGAUGAUAGUUAUGAACGAAUUAUUCAUUCUUUUCAACAAAUUACAUAUCUAUCCAUGAAACAUUGUAAUAUUAAAUAUAAUCUCUAUUUACUUUAUUCAACUCGACCAAAAAAUGCAACAAGAAAUUAUUCAAUACAUAUUGAUAUUUAUGAAAAAUUAUCAUUAACUUAUCGUGGAAGUUUAUUAUUUCCAGUUCAUUAUCCAUUUUUACCAGUGCAUCGCUUAGUUCAUAUAGCUUAUAUUCCACGAAUUGUUGAUGAUACUACAAUUCAAACAUGUUCACAUCAUCAUCAUCAUCAAUGUAUUCAUGGUAAAUGUAUUAAGUAUGCAAAUAAUAAUGACUAUCAUGAAGAGAAAAGUUUUUGUCAAUGUCAUCAAGGAUGGUCAGGAAAACAUUGUACUAUUCCAUAUAAUUGUACAUGUUCAUCUCAAUCAUUAUGUCUUGGAAUAUCUGCUACUAAUCAUCGUUCCAUAUGUAUUUGUCCUGUUAAUAAAUUUGGUCCUCGAUGUCUUAUAGAUACAAUAUGUCAACCAUCAGCACAUGAAAAUAACAACAAUUCAACAAUAUGUCAAAAUAAUGGUCGAUGUGUUCCAACUGAUGAAUAUAUUUCAUUUAAACAAACAUUUUCAUGUAUUUGUCCAAAAGGUUUUAGUGGUGAUCGAUGUGAAAUAGAAGAUAAUCAACUUAUUCUCUCAUUUACAAAAGAUAUUCUUUUAUCACAAUCAAUAUUUAUUCAUUUUAUUCAAAUUAUCAAAAAUGCACCACCAAUACAAGCAACAACAUUUACAACAAUUCCAAUCAAACAAGAUUCAAUUCUUAUUCAAUGGUCACAAACAUUUCAUCUUGUUUUUAUUGAACUUUUUAACAAAAAUUAUUAUUUAACUCUUGUUCAACAAACAUAUCAACCAUCAACUACAAUUACCAAAACAAUCAAUCCAUCCGAUCGUUGUCCACAUAUAAGUGAAGUGUUUAAUGAAACAUUUGCUCAAUUACAUUUACUUCAUCGUAUUAAAUCAUAUCAUUUACCAUGUCAAGAUUAUUCAUUGAAUCUUUCUUGUUUCUAUGAUGAUAUUCAUCUUUGUCUUUGUUAUAAUCAUGAUGAAAAACGGCGUUUAGCUAAUUGUUUUGAAUUUAAUCAUAAUAUGACAUUUGAUUGUUUAGGACAAAGUGAAUGUGAAAAUAAUGGUGAGUGUUUUCAAGAUGCUCGUGAUUGUCCACAUCGAUCGAUGUGUGUUUGUCGUCCAUGUUUUUAUGGAAGAAGAUGUCAAUUUAGUACAAGUGGAUUUGGUUUAUCACUUGAUGCUAUUUUAGGUUAUCAUAUUUUACCACAUCAGUUCAAUAUUAAUUAUCAAUCAAAUAUUAUCAAAUUUAGUAUGGCUUUAACUAUUAUCUUUGUUAUUAUAGGUCUUAUCAAUGGUUUUCUUGCAUUAAUUACAUUUAAAAAUAAAACUGUACUUCAAGUUGGUUGUGGGUUAUAUUUAUUUACUCUUUCAAUCACUUCGUUAUGUACAAUAAGUAUGUUUGGAUUUAAAUUUCUGUUUCUUCUUCUUACACAAAUGACAUUGAUAUCAAAUCGAUCUUUUCUUUCUUUUCAAUGUCAUUCUAUUGAUUUUAUUCUACGAAUUUCUCUUACAAUGGAUCAAUGGUUAAAUGCUUGUAUUGCACUUGAACGAGUUAUUAUUGCAAGUAAAGGGAUGAGAUUUAAUAAGAAAAAAAGUCAACAAGCAGCUAAAAUUGUUAUUUUUACUCUUUUAUUUAUUAUUAUUACAACUUCGAUUCAUGAUCCAAUUCAUCGACGUUUAAUUAUUGAAGAAAAUCAUGAUGAUGAUGAUGAAAAACGAAUUUGGUGUAUUGCUACUUAUUCAUCAUCUUUACAAAUAUUUAAUUCAUUUCUUUAUAUUUUUCAUUUUUUUGGUCCAUUUCUAAUUAAUUUAGUUUCAACUAUUAUUCUCAUAAUCAACAAAUCUCGUCAACGAUCUGCUAUGAAUACUCAUCAAAAUUAUAGACAAACAUUACAACAACAAUUUCAACAACAUCGACAUUUAUUGACUGCACCCAUUCUUCUAAUUCUUCUUGCAUUACCACGUUUAAUCAUUGCUUUUGUAUCAAAAUGUAUGCAAUCAGCAAAUGAUUCUUGGUUGUUUCUUAUUGGGUACUUUAUUUCAUUUAUUCCAUCAAUGUUAACAUUUGUUCUAUUCAUUUUACCAUCAACAUUUUAUAUCAAACAUUUUCGUCAAACUGUUGCUCCAUUAUAUCAAAUGACAAUACAGAGACGUUUACAACGUAAUACAUAA